GGAUACAGAUAUUUGAGAAAAACGGAACGUAUAGAAGUCAGUUUGGUGUGACAGGAAAGGAGGAGGGACAGCUGUAUUAUCCCAGGAAAGUAGCUGUGAUGAAGGGCUCUGGGAAGUUUGUAAUCUGUGACAGGGGAAACGAAAGAUCAAGAAUGCAAAUAUUUACUAAACAGGGACAUUUUGUCAGGAAAAUCUCAAUCCGCUUUGUUGACAUCGUAGCUUCCUUAGCUAUAACUAGAGAGGGACAUAUAGUUGUUGUGGACAGUGUAACACCGACUUUAUUUAUUAUCUCUGAGCAGGGGGAAAUUAUCAGCUGGUUCGAGUGUGCAGAUUAUAUGCGUGAGCCGAGUGAUAUCUUCAUCAGUGGAACAGAUUUCUACAUUUGUGAUUUCAAGGGACACAAUGUUGUGGUAUUCUCUGAAGCAGGAGAGUUUAAGCGAAGGAUUGGAUUUGAGAAUAUUACUAAUUUCCCGAACGGUAUUGAUGUGUCAGAUGCUGGAGAUAUUCUGAUCGGUGACUCUCACGGGAACAGGUUUCAUGUAGCAGUAUUCUCCUCAGAGGGAAAACUUCUGGGAGAGUUCGAGUGUCCACAUGUCAAGGUUUCCCGUUGUUGUGGGCUAAAGAUAACUAGUGAGGGAUAUGUGGUAACCCUGGCGAAGAAUAACCACCAUGUUCUAGUUCUAAACACCCUGUACAUACCCUAGUUUAUCUAAUACAUAGUACACCCAUAUUUGGUGUACAAGGUAUAUAACACGAGGAAUUUGUCCGAACAUUUUGAUUGAAUUUUCAGUAAUUCAGAAGUGAGUGGAAAACUGCACUUCUCUCCAGUAUUCUACAUUAUAUAGUAUAUACCUACCUAUAUAUAUCAAACAUUCGAUUCUAACGCUUAAUAGAAAAUUUUACGUGACUAUUUACCCAUGAGUGCGUUUUUGCACAUUUCUUUGCACACUCUAAAAUCUGCAUGUAGUUUAUUCAAGCAUGCAUAACAUGUACAAGUAUUUUUUCUAGAUUUAAACUUUAAUAAUUCGCUUUUCCAUGUACAUUAAGACUGUGAGUUUUAGAGCCUUAGUGUUCUGACUUAAACUUAAAUCUUUAAUUUUAUUUUGACCCUAUAUUGUGUCGUGAUUUUUAGCUAGUUUGAAAUAUUUCUGAAAAUUUA
Molecule: messenger RNA, 1159 nt
Organism: Eurytemora carolleeae
Lineage: Eukaryota; Metazoa; Arthropoda; Copepoda; Calanoida; Temoridae
Product: B-box type zinc finger protein ncl-1
Exons: 9
Coding region: 99-704 (201 amino acids)
Biological process (GO): negative regulation of translation
Molecular function (GO): translation repressor activity; mRNA 3'-UTR binding
Source: RefSeq, a predicted model, not a curated record